AUGCCCGGCGGGAGCGUGUGGGUGCUGGUGCUGGCGCUGGCACUGCCCAGCACUGGACAGCAGCACCUGCAGGAGGCCGAGCGCAUCAUGAGCACCACGCCGGUCAUCGACGGGCACAACGACCUGCCCUGGCAGCUCCUCCGCAAGUUCUACAACCAGCUGAGGCUGCCAGCAGCCAACCUGACCCUGCUGAACGACACCCACACCAACAUCCCCAAACUGCGCCAGGGCCACGUGGGCGGGCAGUUCUGGUCGGUGUAUGUGCCCUGCGAGACGCAGAACAAGGACGCGGUGAGGCGCACGCUGGAGCAGAUGGACGUGGUGCAGCGCAUGUGUGACCUGUACCCAGAGACCUUCCUCUGUGUCACCGACAGCAGCGGCAUCCGGGAGGCGUUCCGGACCGGGAAGGUGGCCAGCCUGAUGGGGGUGGAGGGCGGCCACUCCAUCGACAGCAGCCUGGGCGUCCUGCGCACCCUGUACCGCCUGGGUGCCCGCUACAUGACCCUCACCCACAGCUGCAACACCCCCUGGGCUGACAACUGGCUGGUGGACACCAAAGAUGAGGAACCUGUGCACCACGGCCUCUCACCCUUUGGGAAGAUGGUGGUGGAGGAGAUGAACCGCCUGGGCAUGAUGGUGGACCUGGCCCACGUCUCAGUGGACACCAUGAAGAUGGUGCUGAACAUCUCCAAGGCCCCCGUCAUCUUCAGCCACUCCUCUGCCUACAGCCUCUGCCAGCACCGCCGCAACGUGCCCGACGACGUGCUGCAGCUGGUGGCCUCCACGGGCAGCUUGGUGAUGGUCAACUUCUACAACGCCUACGUGACCUGCAGCGAGAAGGCGCAGCUGAAGGACGUGGCAGACCACAUGGACUAUGUGAAGAAGGUGGCCGGUGCCCAGGCUGUCGGCUUCGGGGGGGACUACGACGGGGUCUCAGGGGUCCCCACCGGCCUGGAGGACGUCUCCAAGUAUCCCAUGCUGGUGGCCGAGCUGCUGGCGAGGAACUGGACGGAGCAGGAGGUGAAGGGAGCCCUGGCUGAGAACCUGCUCCGGGUCUUCAGCAGAGUGGAGGAGGUGAAGAGGAGCCUGCAGGGCACGGCUCCCCUCGAGACCCCCAUCGCCUUCGAGGAGCUGGAGAGCUCGUGCAGAACCAGCUACGGCUACUCCGACCCGGUGCCCGCCCGGGCACCGCCCGCAGCCCUGGCACCGCCGCUGGCCCUGGCGCUGCUGCUGGCCCUGCUCUCCUAG
This is a messenger RNA of Melospiza georgiana, 1248 nucleotides long. It is a transcript of the gene DPEP1, whose product is annotated as dipeptidase 1. Lineage: Eukaryota; Metazoa; Chordata; Aves; Passeriformes; Passerellidae. The transcript has 10 exons. Gene Ontology annotation, biological process: proteolysis. The record is from RefSeq and is a predicted model, not a curated record. The coding region runs from base 1 to 1248 and encodes 415 amino acids. Gene Ontology annotation, molecular function: metallodipeptidase activity.